Molecule: messenger RNA, 1930 nt
Organism: Peromyscus californicus insignis
Lineage: Eukaryota; Metazoa; Chordata; Mammalia; Rodentia; Cricetidae
Gene: Dok3
Product: docking protein 3
Exons: 6
Coding region: 403-1734 (443 amino acids)
Biological process (GO): positive regulation of MAPK cascade; cell surface receptor protein tyrosine kinase signaling pathway
Cellular component (GO): cytoplasm
Source: RefSeq, a predicted model, not a curated record
AACCUGCAAAAAAGGGACUGACUGACUGACCAGUGUGCCCAUCUGGGGGCUCAGGGCAUCUGGUCAGGAACGCCCCAAUAGCUCAGAGGAGCCACAGUUGGGGUCACGGGGAAAUGGCUGGGUCCCUGGUCUCCCUGCCGUCUGACCCUGCUGCUCGUCUCCCUCUUCCCGUGAUUGCGCCAGGGCUCUGAAGCCUCUUUGGCUACCCCUCCCUGCCUGUGCAGGCGCCCAGUCAGAAAUCCUUGGCUCCAUCUGCUGAGGAAGUGGUACAUGCCACAGAACUGCCAUUCCGGCCACAGACACCCUCUACCUCUGCCUUGCCCCUCCCCACUCUCUUGUGGGCUGUAAGGAGAGAAAUGAGCCAGGCAGAUGCUGCCCUGACUGGGAGCCACAGUCGUGGCCAUGGAGUCUCUGGAGACCCCUGUCAAGGACGGCAUCCUAUACCAGCAGCACGUGAAGUUUGGCAAGAAAUACUGGCGCAAAGUGUGGGCUCUGCUGUAUGCAGGAGGCCCAUCAGGCGUAGCUAGGCUGGAAAGCUGGGAUGUUCGUGAUGGUGGCCUGGGGCCAGCAAGCGACAGAGCCACAGGACCUGGCCGGCGAGGCGAACGUCGGGUCAUACGCUUGGCUGACUGUGUGUCUGUUCUGCCUGCGGACUGUGAGAGUUGUCCCAGGGACACUGGUGCCUUUCUGAUUACCACCACUGACCGAAGCCACCUGCUGGCCGCCCAGCACCGCCAAUCAUGGAUGGGCCCCAUCUGCCAGCUGGCCUUCCCGGGCACCGGAGAAUGUUCCGGAUCAGGACAGGCUGAGACUCCAAAAAGGGGCUUUGUUCCCAUGGAGGAAAACUCUAUCUACUCCUCCUGGCAGGAAGUGAGUGAGUUCCCAGUGGUGGUGCAGCGGACAGAGGCCACCACCCGCUGCCAGCUGAAAGGACCCUACCUCCUGGUGCUGGGCCGAGAUGACAUUCAGCUUCGGGAGACUUCCAGCCCCCAAGCCUGCUACAGCUGGCCCUACCGUUUCCUGCGCAAGUUCGGCUCUGACAAGGGCGUGUUCUCUUUUGAGGCUGGCCGCCGUUGUGACUCGGGUGAGGGCCUUUUUGCCUUCAGUAGUCCCCGUGCCCCAGACAUAUGUGGAGCUGUGGCUGCUGCCAUUGCCCGCCAGCGGGAACGGCUUCCAGAGCUGGCCACGUCCCCACCCUGCCCAUUGCCUCGGGCCCUCUCCCUGCCCUCCCUAGAGCCCCCUGGAGAGCUUCGGGAGGUGGCCCCAGGAUUUGAGCUGGCCGCUUCCAGAAAGCUGCCUAUGACUGACCCUGGGCCCCAAAGCCUGCCGCUGCUGCUCAGUCCCACACAAGAAGGAACAGUAUCCAGUCUCUAUGCGUCCGUGUGCAAGCAGACCAGCAGGCCCACGGCCACUGUGGAGCACCUCUAUGAGAACCUGUGCGUGCUGGAGGCCAGUCCUGGGCUGUCCAAUGGGGGUCCUGAGUCCCAAGAGGGCCCUCCUGGUGGCCACAGCCCCCUGGCCAGCCCCAUCUAUCACAGCAGCGAUGACCUGAGUUGGCCUGGCUCGGCCCAGGACAGCAACCUGGAAGCCCAGUACCGGAGGCUGCUAGAGCUGGAGCUAGAUGAGGCUGGAGGAACUGUCCGCUCUGGUGCACAGACAGGCAUUAAGGCCAAGCUGGUGACCCUGCUGACUCGGGAACGGAAGAAGGGCCCUGCUCCCUGUGACCGGCCCUGAAGGCCUGUGCAGUGGCAGCAGGACAGAGGUGAUCUCUCGGGAACUGGAGGGAGCAACUUCAGACAUAUCCCCUGUCUACUGUGACCUACAGGGACAAGCCAGGUAGCCUGGGGAGAAGCCGCACGCUGCCCUACCCCCUCCCAGCGGACAGUGUACAGAUUGACCAAUAAUAAAGCUUGCCUACCAGCCCCCUUUG